Molecule: messenger RNA, 958 nt
Organism: Paramecium pentaurelia
Lineage: Eukaryota; Ciliophora; Oligohymenophorea; Peniculida; Parameciidae
Source: the annotation of a GenBank genome assembly
UAAUGGAAUAAUAUGAAAAAUAUCAACUGUUUUUAAGAUUAACUAAUAAGAAAGAGACUACAAAAAAUAAUGAGACUCUAAAUUCAUCAUGUAAAAAACAGCAUCCAACAGUUUUAAAUGGAAAGAGAAAUCCUAACAAUGAGGCUUAUAAAAAACUACAUUAGAGUUCUGAAAUUUUUAAAGAAAAUACUACACCAAUCAAGAAUGAAGUAACCAAACCAAAAAAUUAUGCUACAGAGAGAAAGUCACUUGAAGAUUCAAAUACAAAAAGAACUUUGAUUCCAAGCUUAGAUAAAUAUCAAUCACCAGAAAGAAGAUGUUCAUCAAAUAUUAGAUAUAAUGCUAAUACUGAAAGUUCAUAAAAAGAAUCUAAAAGAAUUUUAAAGUAUGUUAAAUUCAUAAAUUUAGAACUUGUGAAUAAAGACAGCAAGACUUCUCUCAUCGUAUUAACUUACCAAUUAGUGCUGUAUUAUUAUUAAGUUACUAUAUUAGAUGCAAGUAAAAGAUUAUAAAGAAGAUAAUUAUGGUUUAGGUAAAUACAAAUCACAUGAGUCAACUUAAAAACUUAAAAGUUAUCUUGAUCUUUAAGGUCAUCUUAAUAACUGUAAUUAUAUAUAUAUAUAAAUUCAGAAUCAUUUUAGAGUUAAACUGAUAGAUUAUUUAAGAGUCAGACAAAAAAUUAAAAAAAUCUCUUAUCAUCUUAUUAAAUAUGUAAAACUUAAUCAGAAAUAAAAAAUGGAAAGAAGAGAUUUAUAUAAAGUGCUAUGUCAUAAUAGUUGUCACCACCUGAAAAUCAAAUAAAAUCAAAAGAUAUCAAUAAAGUAUUUCUUAAGAGUUCUAAAGAAGUUUGGGACAAUUAAGUAAGUUUAAUAUAUUAAUUAUAUAGCAAUCUUAAUCAAAAGCAAUAGUGAAAAUGAAACAUGCCUAUUAAUAAAAGAGUUAAAUCGAUUUAAGAUGA